Molecule: messenger RNA, 873 nt
Organism: Schistosoma intercalatum
Lineage: Eukaryota; Metazoa; Platyhelminthes; Trematoda; Strigeidida; Schistosomatidae
Source: the annotation of a GenBank genome assembly
AUGUCAGCUACUGCUAGUAUCACUGCACCGGUUCAAUUAUGUCGAAGGUUGUUUGGUGAACCUGUAUCAUGUAUACGUAUUCAGCAAACUUUGGAGACAAUUAUACGUAAAGAUUUAGACCGUUUCCAAAAUAAAUGGAACUUUCAACCACCCAAUAUUGUAUCAGAGAACAAAAUUCGGAAACCACUUUCUGUACAUCAAUUACAUAUUGGAAAUUUACGGAAGAAUUCUACAAAUGAAUUCAUUUUAGAACCUGUCCAAUCACCUCCAAGUUUCUAUAUAAAAUCUCCGCGUAAAUUAAAAGCAUUUCGACGUCUUCCAGUGUCAGUAGCGCAAAAAACACGCAUGGAACUCUAUAAAAAGUCUACAAAUAGUGAACUCAGAAAUUUCACUUAUUCGUUUAAUUCAUCAUAUAACCUAUCUAAUACUGAUACUUUACUAAAUGAUAAUCAGAAAUCUGAAAUGAACUUUCCUUCAACGACAGAGUCAACUAUCUCAAUAACUCUGAAUCAAUCAUCGCCAACAUCAUCAUCAACACCAUACAAAUUCGGCAACAUAUCACAAGUUACUGAAAAGUUAUCAGAAAUAACGACAACGUUACCUGUGAAUCCAAUUAUUAUCCGUUCAGAUAAUAGUAGUAAUAAUACAAUGUUACCAUCAAGUUCGAAUCCCUGUUCUCAACAUUCAGUUAAACUGAUAAGACCUGAUCGAUUAAGUUUAAAGAAAUCUGGGCCUAAAGUAACAGAUUAUUUUGCUAAAGAAACAAAAACAAUAAAGAAGAUCAAUUCGUUGAAUAAUGAGAAUGCAUUUGAAAAAUUGGAUAAUAACUUUUUUUUCAAUGAUUUAAUGGAACAAUCAUUAAAUAAUUUUUAA